Messenger RNA from Chara braunii, 5938 nucleotides. The record is from the annotation of a GenBank genome assembly. NCBI's taxonomy places the organism in Eukaryota, Viridiplantae, Streptophyta, Charophyceae, Charales, Characeae.
ACACUAAACUUACUACAAUAACUGUUACACCGGUUCCACGAAACAUCCAAAACCUACUCGAUCGGUUCCCAGAAGUUCUGGCCGAGCCACGUGGAGUCCCCACACAAUCGGUUCGACACACCAUCGAGUUGGUCGAGGGUGUUGUUCCUCCAAAGGGCUGCGUAUACCGAAUGGGACCCGGCGAGUUGGAGGAACUCCGACGACAGAUUGACGACAUGAUUGACAAAGGGUGGAUCAAGCCUAGUGAGUCUGAAUUUGGUGCUCCUGUUUUGUUUGUUCCGAAGAAAGGAGGCAAACUUCGCAUGUGUAUUGACUAUCGUGGUCUAAACUGCAUCACAAGAAAGAACGCCUAUCCAUUGCCCCGCAUAGAUGACUUGCUUGAUGCCGCAGGUGGGUGCAAGGUCUUCUCCAAAAUCGAUCUCAAGUCUGGCUACCACCAGAUUGAAGUCGAUACUGCGGACCAGCACAAGACAGUGUUCAAAACACGCAAUGGGCUUUACGAGUUUACUGUAAUGCCCUUCGGUCUCACGAACACACCGACCACCUUCCAAAGCCUCAUGGACAAGGUCCUCCGCGGACAAAUUGGCCGGUUCGUGGUGGUAUACCUCGAUGAUAUACUAAUCUUCAGUAAAUCCAUUGAGGAACACCUCAAGCACCUCGAGAAAGUGCUCAGUAUCCUCAAGAAGACGCAACUUCAUCUCAACCUAGAAAAAAUUGAGUUUAGGAAGGAUAGCGUCAUAUAUCUUGGGCAUCAGUUGUCUGCUGCAGACCUAGAGCCUGAGGCAACCAAGGUUGAAGUUAUACGCAAUUGGCCUCAGCCCGCGAACAUCCGCGAACUGCGCGCUUUCUUUGGUCUCGCGUCAUACUAUCGGAAGUUUGAGCCCCGCUUCUCUAUUGUUGCUCGUCCAUUGUCCCUGUUGACAAGCAAAAAUGUUCCCUAUUCUUGGGACACCGCGUGCACGAACGCCUUUGAAGCUUUGAAAGAAGCCUUGGUAAGUUAUCCAGUACUUCGCAUUGCAGAUCCCAAACUGACAUUCGUCGUUACUACGGAUGCAAGUCAGUAUGGAAUCUGCGCAGUGCUGCAGCAAGAUGACGGCGAUGGCUUGCGGCCGCUCGAAUUCUACAGCAAACGCAUGCCCAACGUAAAGGUAGCCAAUUCCACCUACACGCACGAGCUCUAUGCUCUGCGUAGAGCUUUGGAUCAUUGGAAGCACUAUCUUUUGGGACGCCACUUCAAAGUGUUCUCAGAUCAUGAGACUCUGAAGUGGAUCAAGGAGCAAAGUACCCUGUCCCCUACGUUAAUUCCCUUGUUCCAUGAAAUUGACAUCUUUGACUUUGAGUUGAGACACAAAAAGGGCUGUUAUAAUCGAGUCGUUGACGCAUUGUCUUGCCACCCUGAGUACAUGACUUGCCUUGUGAAAUCCUACGACCUCCGGAAGAAACUGAAGGAGGAGCUCGUAGAGCAUAUAGCCAAGGAUCUGGAAUUUAGCCUCAUCCUUGAGCAGCUGCGGGCUGAUCCUCGUAGUCAGCCUGAUUUUCACGAAUAUGGAGGACUGAUUUUCAGUCGCUAUGGGAACCACGACCGCUUGUGUGUGCCCAACCAUGAGCCUCUCCGCACACAUUUUUUGGAUUUGGCCCAUGGUCGGAGCGGACACUUCGGCAUGGCAAAGACGUACGCAAAUCUGUUGAGACAGUUUGAUUGGCCUGGCAUGAAAGGGACUGCUGAAAAGUUUGUGGCUGAAUGUCAAGUUUGUCAACGAAUCAAACCAUGCAGACAAAAGCCCAUGGAGCUACUCACACCCCUUCCCAUUCCCGAAGGUCCCAGGGAGUCCGUCUCCAUCGUUUUCACCGACUUGGGAAAGGUGGCUCUCCUUCGGAUCCCGGAAGCCAAUGCUGACCGGUUCGAGGAGGAACUAGUUGUUGCCGUAGCAGCCUUGGUUCGACUGCGGACCUUGGAAAAUCUUGAGUCCCGUGUGACAGCACUAGAGCAGCGAAGCCAAGAGCUGCAGGCUGAGAUAACCAGCCUCAAACAGUCUCAACUGUCUGUCCCCCGCCCUCCUAACCCUCGAUCUGCGGUAGUCCCAGUCUCUCAAUCUAACACCGUCCUCACGACAAGGGCAAGUGGAACUGUGGCAAGCGCAGGAACCGGUGCCAGCUCCUCGAGCGGCAGCGCCGACAGUUCUGGGCUGGUCAUAGUCCCAACUGCAGGGACGUCAGCCCAAAACGCCACAGUCCUUACUGACGUUCAGUACAGCGGUCCCAUGUUGGACAAGCGGGCGGCCACGCUGCCAUCCAAGUACGACGGAAAGGCGGACAUUACCUCUUGGAUUAGUUCCAUGCGGUCAUACUUCGAGGUCAUGCGGACACCGCAAGAGGACCGAAGUAUGAUCAUGGGGACGAAUACCGAGCCCGCCGUACGGAACCACAUCGAGCUCCAAGCUGUUGCUGCAGGUUAUGAAAGGAUUGACCUGACAGAGUGGCUGAAGGUAACCCCUGUACGCACCCUUGAGGACCUUCUCCUCGCAUGGUACCAAGACAAGCAUGCUGCGCUCAAGGCUAGGCUGAAGCUUGAGGCCCUCAAGGGCCAAACAUGGAGAUCCUCCAUGCAGGCUUUGGAACAACACUUGACCGGUCUGUUCACUACUCCAGAUUUGGGAAUGACAAACGUGUCUUGUAUGGAUGUAUUCAUGGGAGUGGCCCCCAAAGAAUAUCUCUCCCUGUUGGCACUCAAAGACCACACCACCUGGCAAGAGCUCAUGACGGAUCUAGUCAACCUAGAAGCCAAGGACCUCGCCAGGCAGAAGAAGGCGCCCGCUGCAGGUGGGAAACCACAACGCAAGCGGUUUGGAAGCAGCAACCAGCUUGCACUGCAUGAUCAUCGGGAGGCUGAAGAUCAGUCCUAUGCGGAUGAUCUGUCUCUAGAUGACGAUCUAGAGCCGGACUCCGAUACGGGCUGUUCCACAUCAGCCAUUGAGUCUGACGUCAACGAAGAUGAAAAGUUGAAUGCUUUUAGAAAGACUGCUUCAAACAAGGGGCCUAACCGUGGUUCAGGGCUGUUUCAGACUUCAGGGAAACAACAAAAGGGCGUAGAGGAGUCCUCAACACUCCCUACAACAAGGGAAGCUGGAACAUCAGUUGCAGGUCCCUUCAAUGAGCCUGAAUUUGAUCAACUGCCCACUCUUGAAGCGUGGAACGACGCUGAAACCAAGGCUGCUGCAAUUCAUGAGCUUUACACUGAGCCUUGGGAGGAGUCUCGGGAAGGCGACUUCCACGCCCACGUGGAACACUGGCUGCAGCUCAAGCAGCAACGCCGUGUUCAAGGGAGCGUGGAGCUAACCUUCUUUAAACUACUCAUUAACCGUCGAUACAUCCGCGUGCUGAUUGAUCGUGGUUCAACCACUAACUUCUUUUCUCCUAACGGGAUUCGUAAGGGGGGGCUGGGAAUGAAGCAAGUGGAACUGCAGAACCCUUGUCAGACCCAGGUGGGCAACCAAGAGGUUGUCACAUCUACACAUGCUGUCAAAGGUGUGCGCGUCACCUUUGACAAGAACCGCACUGUCACACAUGAGCUCAACUUUUAUGGCAUGGACAAGUGUCCGUUCGACGCGGUCAUUGGCUUGGGCUGGUUAAAGGCUCAUUGCCUAAGGACCUCGUGGGCGGACAAUCGGUUCGUGGUGUGUGACGUCAAGGGGAACGAGCGUACCAUCCUAUUGGAUGAGACGCGCGAGUCCCCUGUGACUCUUCUAAUUGCAACCAAAUUCUGCAGAUCAAUGCGCAGGCGCAAGGAAAUUGAGCACGUACAUAUAGCUUUUGUAAAGCCUAUCCAUGUGCCUUCUACUUUUGCUGCGUUUUCUACCUCGAUUGAAGUCGAUCCGAGUGACCAGCACAAAAUGGCAUUCAAGAUACGCGACGGGCUGUACGAGUUCAUCGUUAUGCCCUUCGGCCUCAUGAAUGCACCAGCCACAUUUCAGUGGCUCAUGGACAAGGUACUUCGCCAUCAACUCAAUAGGUAUGUGGUGGUGUACCUCGACAACAUCCUGAUCUUCAGCAAGUCCAUGGAGGAGCACGUCAAGCACCUUGAGGAAGUUUUGCAAGUCCUCAAGGAGGCGCAGCUGCACCUCAACUUGGAGAAAUCUGAGUUUGGAAGGGACAGCGUCAUCUAUCUUGGGCACCGGUUGUCUGCAGACGGCCUUGAGCCGGAGGUGACCAAGGUUGAGGUCAUCCGAGAGUGGCCCCAACCGGCGAACGUACGCGAACUGCGCUCUUUCCUUGGUUUGGCCUCGUAUUAUCGAAAGUUCGUGCCCAAAUUCUCUGUCAUUGCUCACCCUCUCUCAAUACUAACCAGGAAGAAUGUUGCUUAUGCAUGGUGUGAGAAGUGUGAGACUGCGUUCCAAGCCUUGAAAGAGGCAUUGGUGAGUCAUCUUGUGCUCCACAUUGCGGAUCCCAACCUCACAUUCGUAGUCACUACGGAUGCGAGCCAGUUUGGGAUUGGUGCAGUGCUGCAACAAGAUGAUGGUGAUGGUCUGCGUCCGCUCGAAUACUACAGCAAACGCAUGCCCAGGCAGAAGGUAUGUCAGAGAACCAAGGUCCACAGGCAUAAGCCGUAUGGCCUGCUCAGACCCCUCCCUAUUCCUGAUGGACCCGGUGAGUCGAUUUCCAUCGACUUCACGGACAUGGGAAAGUUGAGUGAGGCUGGAAAUUCACAAGUCAUGGUCAUUGUGGACCGUUUCUCCAAAUUUCUGAACUUGAUUCCUCUCCCUCCUCAUGCCCCGACUGAACUUGUCAUCGAAGAAUUCCAUCAGCAGUACAUUCUGCAGUCCGGCGUCCCGAAAACUAUUGUGAGUGAUCGGGACACGAGAUUCAUCAGCAAAGAUUGGAAGGACUUCACAUCGCAGAUGUAUGACAUCAAGCUGAACAAGACUUCUGGUCGACACCCCGAAGCCAAUGGUUUGGCUGAGGAGAUCAACCAGACUGUCAUCCAACUACUGCGCGCAUUGAUUGUUCCAGAUCAGAACACGUGGGACAAGGAGUUGCACAAGGUGAAGGGACUUUAUAACAAUUCCAUUCACUCUGCAACUGGUGUAACACCAAACCAGUUGCAAUAUGGAUGGCCGAUGCCUAAUCCCCUCUCUUAUGUGUUCCCCGAAUGGUCACCUGGUCUGAUGCCCGGCAUGCCUGGUUACAAUGCCAAGUACACACGCUUGCUCAAAGCUGUUACUGCAGCCAUGAACAAGCGCCAGCAUGCCAUGAUCAAACAUGCCAACAAGCUGCGCAAAGAAGAAAAAUUCAAAGUAGGGGAUUAUGUUUGGGUCAAAAUGUCUGAGUUUUCCGAUGAAGAGGGCGUAUCACGGAAACUCCUUCCAUUGUACUAUGGCCCUUGGCAGAUUCUGAAGGUAAUUGGGGAUGACUUUGGUCCUUUAUUUGUGAUUGACGUGCCUCCUCAUCUGCGCAUGUACCCGGUCUUUCAUCCGUCCAAACUAUUCCCACACAUUGAUGAUGAGACCUUUCCCUUCCGAGACCCUAUGAUACCUCGCUCUAUCGACGGCGGCCAUGAGAUAGACAGAAUCGUAUCUCACGAGGGCAGAGGGAGGAACAGACAGUAUAAGGUUCACUUCCUCUAUCACCCGUUGACUGAAUUCUUUUGGAUCGACCGGAAAGAGCUGCUAAAGAAUGUUCCUCGUGUUGUGAACGCUUACGAAAGACAGAUCGCUGAGGGACAGACCGCUAAGUUCGUAGCAACAAUGACUCCUCAUGGAUUAACUAAGUCUCUCUUUCUGAUGUACUCCUACGAUGCGUUCUGUGCCGACUCUGACUGAGUUACUCGCUCGAAGGGACCUCGCUCUCGAGAGGGGAGUAAUGUAAUGACCCGCCAAAAACACAGACUGAGAACACUGCUGAUUUCUGGGAUUUGUCACUGGAAUGAAUGCCUUGCUGUGAU